AUGUCGCCCUCGACCUCUCCCCCUUCCCCCGCUCCCCCGCCUCCUCGUCCCUCGUCCUCGACGACCCGCGCACCGUUCUACAAGCUCUCGUCCCUCUCCGAGCUCGAACUCGCCAACCUCUCGCUCGCCGACAUGUUCACCGGGUACCGCCCGUCGGCCAUCGACGACGCCGACCUCGACGACGACGACGAGGCGUGCGACUUCCCGACCCUGACGCUCGGCGAGUCGGUCGUCGAGGAGGCCGAGCACCGCUUCCACGAGCGCGCGCACGAGGCGCUCGUGUUCGCCGCGACCCCAAACGGCUCGAGGAACGCCUCGGCGGCGCCGUCGGCCCUGUCGUCGCCCACCCGCACGGGCUUCUUCUCGCCCAACUCGACCUCGUCGUCGUCGUCGCGCGCCUCGCUGUCGCCCUCGGCGCCGACCCGCAUGCGGCCCCGUCCGGCGUACGCCCCGAGCGAGGCGGCCGACCCGUCCUACUUUGCCCUCUCGCGCGCGUCGCUCUACUCGGACGGCGACUCGUCCUUCUCGGGCUCGUCGGCGACGACGCCCUCGCUGUGGAGCGCCUACUCGCCGUCGCUCAGCGGCGCCUCGAGCGCCUUCACCGGCACGCCCGCCGACAGCGUCGCGUGCUCGCCGCUCGGCCCGCGCUCGCCGGCCAACGGCCUCGCCGUGCCCUCGUCCGCCAGGAAGGCCGCACCGGCACCUCCCCUGUCGCUCGCGCUCGCGCAGCUCGACCUCGGCGCGGCGCCGGCCGUCGAGCCGCAGCCGCAGGACGACGACGCGGCGGUCGCGCCCAAGACGGCGACGAUUGCCGCCCGGCGCAGCGGCGUGAGCGCGCUCAAGCUGUCGCUGUCGCUCCCGCCCCUGCGCACGUCGACGAGCUUCUCGUCGCUGCGCGUCCAGGGCGGCAGCAAGUCGCCGGCGGCGCCCGCCACCCUGAGCCACCUCUCGGCGCCAUCGUCGCCGUCGCGGGUCGGCCGCAGCGGCGCCAGGUCGUCGUGGGUGCGCGACCUCGAGGUGCGUGCGGCGGACGUGCAGGACGGGGUGCGGCUCAAGAAGAACCGCAGCACCGGGUUCGCGUUUUGA
Rhodotorula graminis WP1 is the source of this 1086-nucleotide messenger RNA. RefSeq lists its product as uncharacterized. The coding region runs from base 1 to 1086 and encodes 361 amino acids. The transcript has a single exon. Lineage: Eukaryota; Fungi; Basidiomycota; Microbotryomycetes; Sporidiobolales; Sporidiobolaceae. The record is from RefSeq and is a predicted model, not a curated record.